Molecule: messenger RNA, 936 nt
Organism: Durusdinium trenchii
Lineage: Eukaryota; Dinophyceae; Suessiales; Symbiodiniaceae
Source: the annotation of a GenBank genome assembly
AUGCUUUUCGCCUUGAGCAUGCUGCUGAGCCAGCUGGGGCAGCAGGCCGUGGAGGUGUCCAUCCACUACAGCUUGGAGAGACACAGCUCAGUGCCCUUCGCAGAAGCUGGGCGGAAGGUGCUCCCGGCACCGUGCCAAGCGGAAGUCUGCACCUUGGAGCUGCUGGUGCCCGAGGACAUGCCAGCUCCGAUUCACGUGAUGUACCACUUGGAUCCGUUCUACCAAAACUACCCGAACUACAUCCAAUCAGGCAGCCGGAAGGGCGCCUGGCCACAGUUGACAGGCAAGAUCCUAAGUGGAGACGAGCUGAGAAAGCAUUGCCCCGUGACGGCCACCCGAGAAUCUGCUCAUGGGAGCUUUUUCCCUUGUGGCUUGCAGGCUGGGAGCUUCUUCAACGAUACCUUCAAGCUGAGACGGGCUAAGGAUCUCAAGGAACUCUUCAUCAAUGAGAGUUCUGUGGCUCGAGAAGACGACCUGAAGAGGAUGCGAAAUCCUCCGGGCUAUCCAAAUGGUGAGGAUAUGGAAUGGCUCUUCAUGCGCUACCCAGAGGUCAUCUCGUUGGCCGAAGGGGUCAAGAACCAGCGCUUUGCCGAAUGGAUGAGGCCAUCCGCCUUACCGAGCGUGCUGAAGCGUAUCGGCCAGCUGGACGAGCCCCUCAGCAAGGGUGAGACCAUCCUGGUUGAGAUAGGCCUCAGAUUUCCCGCGUCGACCAUCGAUGUGGAGAAGGAGCUCGUCCUCCUAAGUCCAAGCCCUAUCGGGGGAAGCUCACAUGCGCUCAGCCGCUUUCUUUUGUAUGCCAGUGCUUCGUGCUGGGUUCUUGCUCUGAUCGUCUUGCUCUGCGAGAAGUGUUGCAAGCGUCCGCUGGGACAUCCACGCUUCGAGCGCAUGCGCAUUGCCCAGGACUCGGAGAGCAGCGAAAGUGAUGGUGCAGUGUAA